Acanthoscelides obtectus is the source of this 436-nucleotide messenger RNA. The record is from the annotation of a GenBank genome assembly. Lineage: Eukaryota; Metazoa; Arthropoda; Insecta; Coleoptera; Chrysomelidae.
AUUUCAGUAGAAACAUGGCCAGAAGAGCACCAAGUAGCAGGACGCCGAUAGAUGAAGCGACUACUACCAAUAGCCAUGUAUCUCCAAUCCCACUCCAUGCUUCGAUGUCUAAAAUAAAAACACACAGGAUAGUAUUGAACGUGGAAUCCGCAAGACAACGCACAUCCCCAUAUUGCUCGUCGUACUACGGACUUUCUUCAAGAAGCAGGCGUUAAUGUUUUGCCGUGGCCACCGAGUUCACCGGAUUUAAAUCUCAUCGAAAAUGUGUGGGAAGUGAUAUGGAAGCGACUAUCCACUUUGCACCAUCCGCCACAGACUCUGCCACAGUUAAUCCACGAAGUUCGACUUGUUUUGAAUGAAGUGCCACAACCAGACAUCAAUCAUCUCGAUGCCUAGACAUAUGCAGGAGUGUAUUCAGCUGCCGGGUCGCCCAACA